Molecule: messenger RNA, 2397 nt
Organism: Strongylocentrotus purpuratus (purple sea urchin)
Lineage: Eukaryota; Metazoa; Echinodermata; Echinoidea; Camarodonta; Strongylocentrotidae
Product: adhesion G-protein coupled receptor G2-like
Exons: 9
Coding region: 1-1860 (619 amino acids)
Biological process (GO): cell surface receptor signaling pathway; G protein-coupled receptor signaling pathway
Cellular component (GO): membrane
Molecular function (GO): G protein-coupled receptor activity
Source: RefSeq, a predicted model, not a curated record
AUGUUUGUGGCAGAGAUAACAUCAAACAUUGUGAAGCUAAAUCUUACUAGUGAAGAGGUAACAAAGUCUAUAACGAGUAUUGUGAACAAUAUAGCUCAGGUAGAAACAGAAGAACUUGAAGCCGCACAGGACGAAGGUGGGGCAAUAAGUAAGUUUGUCCAGGCUUUUGAGGAACAAAUCAGUCAUGUUCAGGUUGCCGAUGGUGGGAUGCUCAACAUUCAGCAGCCAAAUGUAGCCGUACAGGUUCAGAGUGUACUUGCUGACGACGUAAUGAGCGGUCUCGUGAUUUCGCUAGCUGUAUACAGUCUUUCAGACCUGACCAAGUCCAAUAUUACCAUCAGUCCUCCGAUUCCAGAUGACCAAGAUGCUAACAUACCAGACACCAUCGCUCAGGUCAACAUUCCACCUUCAGUUUCAUCCAUCAUUCCGUCGAAUGGCAGUGGUGACCACAUCCGGGUCAACUUCAAUGUAUUUUCAAGUCCAGCCCUGUUCAUUUCUAAAUCAUUGCGCACAAUCAGUGCAGAUAAUGAAGGCUUCAAUCGAUCGGCGAACUCGCACGUGAUUUCUCUCAGUAUCGGUCAAGGGAAAGUAGCAGCCUUGAACGAAUUCAUCAAUUUUACCUUCACUACAAUAAUGUCUGGCUACACGAAUCCCAAUUGUUCAUUCUGGGAUGAGGAGCAGAAAGAUUGGUCCCAAGAUGGGUGUGUUCUUGUUUCUGGAAUCACAUCUUCUGAUGAGCGUUAUGAUGAGGAGAGAGUGCGCUGGGCGUGUGAUCAUCUUACCAACUUCGCUGUUAUAAUGGAUAUCCAUAGACCGGAGAAUUCACCAAUCGAGGCUUACAACAUCCUGACUUACAUUGGCUGCUGUAUUUCUAUUUUCAGUCUUCUUGUGACAUUGGCAACCUACUUGUGGAACAAGGAUUUAAGGACCAAACAGACUAACCAGAUCUUCAUCUAUCUGUGCCUGACCUUGCUGUGUCUCUACACGACAUUUGUCAUCAUGAUCUCACUGGAUUCUAUCAGAGAUUAUCGUGAGGUCCAAGCUGGACCCUGUGGGUUCCUGACGGCCCUAGUUCACUACUUCGUUUUGUCCUCCAUUGCAUGGAUGGGUGUAGAGGGGUACAAUAUCUACCUCAUCAUUGUGAAGAUCUUUAACACCUACAUCCAGAAUUUCAUGUUCAAGGCUUUCUUAGCUGCAUGGGGAAUUCCUGCACUAAUCGUGGUUCUUACCGGAGCUAUUGCUAGAGGAUCUUACGCCCGAGAUGAUCUAUGCUUUCUACAAUUCUGGGCUCAAAUCGGUGGUCUCCUGAUUCCCAUGUCCAUCAUCCUCCUCAUCAACAUUGUCAUCUUCAUCCUGGUGGUUCGACAAUUGCUCCGGUCAGCCAACUUCACUGGCCGGGUGAAAAGAGAGGCUAAGGCAGAACGUCAAGAGACUAUCGAACGCGUCCAGAACGCGAUCUGCAUCUUGCUUCUGCUCGGUCUGACCUGGAUCACCGGAUAUCUUCUUUUGAUCCCGUCAUUCAGUCAGGUGGCCCAGCCAAUCUUCAUCGUCCUCAACUCCUUCCAGGGAUUGUUCAUCUUUCUACUCUACUGCGCCCGGAAGCCUCAUAUCCGUAAGAAAUGGGGGAUAACUUGUUUCGACAAGUUCCUAAAGAAAGAAGCAAGCACUUCCAGCGGUGGGGUAAGCUCGACGGUGCCAUCCUCGUCACCUGGCAUAUUGCGCCCAGGAGCCACGGGUAAUUUCGUGUUGGCUACCGAAGACGACAAUCCCGAUCCUAUGUGUACAUGUAUGUUCAAUCCGACCUUUGAUGUUAGCCAGGUUGAGGAAGGGGUCACACCACCUAUGCACAAAGAUAUUUAAAGUUCAACCAAGGAACAGAAGAAGGACACGGAUCGUGAUCCAACAAGCACUGAUGUCGUGACGGUCAGUCUUCUUCUUGAUGCAUCUGUCACAAAUGUCACUAAGAGAGAUGAUGAUGUUUUCUCCACCACGGAUGCUGACACGGUCAGUUUUACUCUGGAUUCAACUAAUGCCAUGAAAGCUACUGAGGCCACCGGUGAUGUUGCUUCCACCAACAAUGAUGCUGCCACCAGUAUCCCUUAGGGUGCAGAGGAUGACACCAUACACAAUGAGAGGAGUGAUGAUGUUGCUUCUGUAACUAGCGAUGCUGCCGUCAAUCUUCCAAUGGAUUCAACGGUUGACAUCAGAAGAAAUUAGAGCAGUGACAUAGAUUCAGUGGCACCACCGAUUUUUGAAAGGCCAAAGGCACAGUUGAGGUUUUGACUUUAGCGAUGUCUUCAUUCUUACCUGAUUACAAAAAAUGUAAAGGGUGUUUUAUUCAUUUAUUUAAAGCAAGAAUAAGGUCUUAUUAAGAGAACAUGAUUGUACAUUUGCAUA